AUGACAUAUUGCCAAACAACAACAACAGCAACAACAAGGCCGGAUUUUAUUUACAAUUGUUCAUUUUUAAAUAAUACAUAUUUAACAAAUUCAGCAGUUUCUGAUCAAUUUCAAUUUAUUAAUCAAACAUCAGUUAGUCUUACUGCUAGUUACGCAUUUACAUUAUCAACAACAUUUGAACUUGGUCUUAUUUAUCAAUUUUCCCCUUCAAAUUAUCUUGUACCAUUUCCUGUUAUAUUUAAUUGUGCAUCCAUUGUACAUUCUUGUCAACUAAAAACAAUAACUGGUACAACAGUAUCAACACGUGAUUCCGAACCAAUACGUGUUGAAUUAACAUCAUUUAAUUAUACAAAAACUACAACAUCAAGUCAAUUUAAUCAGAUGAGUUUAUAUUUAAAACAAGGACGUUAUCAAUUGAGCAAUUGUUCAUUAAAUAAUGACCAACAAAUGACAGAUCCAAAAACAAUAUUUUAUAUACAAAUCGACUAUGAAAAAUCUGUUGGUACUCCAUGUGAUUCAAUGAGUACAACAUGUGGUUCACCUUCAUUAACAACUUGUUCGUCAUCAAAAUGUGCCUGUAUUUCAUCAGCUAGUUCAGUUGUAUCGUAUUCCGAUUCACUUUAUUGUGCUGAUAUGUUGAAUACAUCAAAUUGUCAUAUAUUCCCAUCACGUUGUAUAAUGUGGUGUAAUCAAACAACAAAUUAUCUAUGCAUUUGUCCUAGUGAUACAUUAAAAAUUCAACGAAAUAAUAUCUUUAUUUGUGAAUUACCUGUUAAUUCAGAUAAUUGUUCAAUUGAUGAUAAUAUACGUCGUUGUUCACUUGGACAAUGUUGUCUUAAUGGUCAAUGUAUGGAUUGUUCAUUAGCAACAUCAACAACAACAUUAAAAACAAUCAAUAUAAAUGAUAGUACAAUAGAUGAACGUCUUCGUAUAGCUCUUAGUGUUAUAGCUGGUUUACUAGGUACAUCCGUGCUUAUUCUUUUAGUUGCAUUUUAUUGGUUACGUCGUAAACAAAAAUUAUGUCGAUUAACAGCGGAAAAAUCACUUGAAUCAUCAUCUUCAUCAUCACUUUAUAUCUCACCUGUACAACAAAAGCAACAACAAGAAAAUUAUUUCUCGUCAACAUCACCAAUUUAUCAAUUAUCAUAUAACGAUGAGAAGACAAGCAAACCAUUUUAUCGAGCUGAUUCAUUUCGUCAAGCUGUUAGAUUUGGUCAUAAAGAAAAACAAAUUAUUGAACAUGUAUCAACAAAACGUGAUAGUUUUAUUAAUGAAAAAGAUGGAUGGUCAUCGCCAACUUUUAGUACAUUAGAAUAUGUUAUCCCAACAAUAGCUGAUGAAAAUAUGAAUAAUAACAAUAAUAAUAAUAAUACGUAUACUUAUCAAACAAUCAUUCCAUCAUCACCAGUUCUUACUCAUGCUGUAUAA
Messenger RNA from Adineta steineri, 1428 nucleotides. Lineage: Eukaryota; Metazoa; Rotifera; Eurotatoria; Adinetida; Adinetidae. The record is from the annotation of a GenBank genome assembly.